AUGAGUGUUCCUAAAAGCCAACCUAGUAAUCAAUCUAACGACAAUAAGAAGAAAAAAUUGUGUGUUUAUUUACUGUUGAACUCUAGCAAAUCGAAAGUUUAUGUCGGAACGACCAAUAACCUAAAAAAUCGAAUAAAUAAGUUGAAUAAUUUAUAUUGUAAUAACAGCGGUAGUAAUGAACAAAACUGGAUUCCGAUAUUGGUAAUUACUGGAUUUUUAUCAAUUCCGGAGGCAGUAAAUUUCGAAAUUACAUUGAAAUCAAUCUCAAAGAAAAGAAGCAACGAAUUUACCAGAAUAUUUUUUCAAAAAAAAUAUCAUAAAGAUGACGACGACAAAGUUAAUUGUAACACUUUUCCUAAAAUUAUUUUACCAAAGAUUUUUGCUUCAAGACAUUUAUUAUAUGAAUAUGAUCUUUACUGGAAAUCUAACCUUAUGGUUAGUAAUGGUGGCAAUAGUAAUAAUAAAAGCAAUAGCGGAAGAGAAUAUGGUUUAUAUUGGGGUAGUUUCAUUAGCGAACAACAGCAAUAUAGAAAACAAUUUGAAAUUGUCAAAGAUUUUUCAUGGUGCAAACAAAAUCAAAAUAGAAUUGUUAGACAUUGUAAAUUGGAUUUAAAUGAUUUUGAUGGAGAUAUGGGAAGCAGAAGUAGAGAUUAUGCAAGCAGAAAAAAUAUAGGUAUAGAUAUAGUUAGAGAUAUAAAGCAUUUAAAUAACGGAGAGGGCUUAGAUAGAAAUAUGGAUAGAGAUAGAGACGAAAAGAUUAUUAAAUCCAAAAUCACAAUUAAUAAUAAAUCCAAACUGAAAUUUGUUUCUUGUCAUUUACAAGAUUCUCCAUUAUAUUAA
Molecule: messenger RNA, 840 nt
Organism: Entrophospora candida
Lineage: Eukaryota; Fungi; Glomeromycota; Glomeromycetes; Entrophosporales; Entrophosporaceae
Source: the annotation of a GenBank genome assembly